AUGGACAUGAUCAUACCAGCAGUAUUUUCAAUAUCCACUCAAAUCACAAUCCUCUUUACAGGCUGGACAACCUCAACCACAACCCAAUCUGUCUUCGCAUUGGCCUUUGUAUUCUUCCUCGCCAUCUUCGACCGAUUUCUCGGCGCUGUCAAAUUCCAACUCGAGAAAUCCUGGUCUCAGGAUCUAUCUAACCUUCGACCUCUACUUCCUGCUCCAUUGAUACGACGACGAAGCAUCCGAAAAGCAAAUACCAGCCCUCUUCCAGGCUCCGCACGUGUGCCCGGGGGCGAGGAUCCCGGAGAGACUUUGCCGGCUUCAAAUAAGGAGUAUUCACGAAGCGCAUUAAUGAGACGUCUCGAAAUGGGUGGCUCUCGGAAUAAGACUUCCCUGAGACACUUGCUUCCGUCUUGGAAGGCCAGUGGAAGUUGGUGUCUCCGAAAAGACGGAACACGUGCGUUGCUCGAGUGCAUUAGGGCUUUGAUUGGAUAUCUCUUGUGCGUGGUUAUCUCCGCGGGUGUCCGUGUAUUAUCAUGUGUUGAAUGA
Molecule: messenger RNA, 543 nt
Organism: Penicillium vulpinum
Lineage: Eukaryota; Fungi; Ascomycota; Eurotiomycetes; Eurotiales; Aspergillaceae
Product: copper transporter family protein
Exons: 1
Coding region: 1-543 (180 amino acids)
Biological process (GO): copper ion transmembrane transport; intracellular copper ion homeostasis
Cellular component (GO): plasma membrane
Molecular function (GO): copper ion transmembrane transporter activity
Source: RefSeq, a predicted model, not a curated record